AUGUUCAACGCCACACUUUUCAUGACAUCGCUCUCUUUUUUUCUGAUUAAUGACAUGACUCCGUGGAAGGAUGCAUACGAAUGCCCAGCAAAUGUCCGGGUCUUUAACGAAACUUGGCCAACAAUUGGUGUGAUUUUUUUAGUUUAUGGAAUACUUUUGGUGGUGCUAAACAUUUUCUGUUCAAUCGCAAUUAUCUACACAAAAUGCACACAUCCCUCAACACAGCUGAUGCUUUUCCUAUCAAUCCUAGACAUAAUCCAGCUUGCAGUUAACUCAAUACUAACUGGCUUUCUUGGAAGGGAAGGACUCUCUUAUUGCAAUCACCCUAAAUUAAUUUUCAUUGCUGGGGCUCUAGGAAAUGGUGCAUGGCUUACUGCCAGUCCAACAUGCAUUCUUCUCACCCUUGAAAGAAUGACUGAAGCUGAAGUUUUAUUGCGUGUGAAGCGAAUAUUCAAAGAUGGUAGUUAUUUCAUAGUUCUUUUUUGUUUGUUCGUCUGGACCAUAUACAGUUUUCUUUUCACAAGUCCAGCAUUAUUUAGUUCAAAUCAUUUGUGUUGGCUGUAUAACCCUCUAAUUGGAAAAGAUCCAUUAAUUUAUUGGAGCUUUCUCCACACUGUAAACAAUAGUGUUAUGACAAUUGUCAUAAUCCCGCUAAACUUAUACUUCGCUUUUCAUCUUUUUCGUAAACGCUAUGUACUCAGUCAGUGGUCUUAUAAAUCCGCCAGACAGAUAAUUGGACAAACUCUGAUCUUAUCAGUUUUCCACUCCUCUGCAGCAUUUAUUUAUGAAAUAAUGCAAUUCAUCUCCCCGGGACCAGGAUUUUACAUUGCCGGGCAAAUUGCCUGGUCUCUGUCUAGUGGAAGUGCUGGAGUCUCCUAUAUUUUGUUGAACAAGACUAUUAGGCACAACUUGAAAAAGGUUUUUCUUUCAAAAGCAAUUCGAAGCCGAUGUGGGCUUUGUUGUUACGCAACCGAGGAAUUGGUUGCUGAAAAUGUUCGAAAAAUGGCGCAAAUGAACGACAUGCAACAAAUUGCUCCUUUUUGGGAUGGUGAAAUAUUUAACGGAGGAAAUAAUCAAGGGCAUGAUAAUCAGAAUAAUGCUAUAAAGGAACCAGCUCCACAAGGUGCGCAAGUCGCGCAAUCUAAUUUUGUUACUCUGUUUUAA
Molecule: messenger RNA, 1164 nt
Organism: Caenorhabditis elegans
Lineage: Eukaryota; Metazoa; Nematoda; Chromadorea; Rhabditida; Rhabditidae
Gene: srt-54
Product: G_PROTEIN_RECEP_F1_2 domain-containing protein
Exons: 4
Coding region: 1-1164 (387 amino acids)
Source: RefSeq, marked reviewed